This is a messenger RNA of Leptomonas pyrrhocoris, 1093 nucleotides long. Its product is annotated as cyclophilin 12 putative (CYP12). Gene Ontology annotation, molecular function: peptidyl-prolyl cis-trans isomerase activity. The record is from RefSeq and is a predicted model, not a curated record. The transcript has a single exon. Gene Ontology annotation, biological process: protein peptidyl-prolyl isomerization. Lineage: Eukaryota; Euglenozoa; Kinetoplastea; Trypanosomatida; Trypanosomatidae. The coding region runs from base 125 to 1093 and encodes 322 amino acids.
GACAGUAGGAAGAGGUACAAGAGAGGGCUCUCCUCAUCUGUUGCUAUCUCUUUUUCCUGGCUACUGUAUAUUUCUAGAAGUCUCUUUCCAUCCCAAUUUCCGCCGCUCUCUGUCCUUACUCGCCAUGUCAGGCGACGUUCUCACGUCCUUUACGGUGUACGGCGUCAUCGCCGCCCCCGCCUUUCAGCAGUGCACCGACGCCGCCGCCUAUGUCAACCGCACCUAUCCGGAGUCCUACGCCGUUUCCAUACAACGCGACGUCCCGCGCGACUUCGACGAGCGCCGCGCGCAGUGGAUCGCGGCAGGUCAGCUGGCGACCGACGAGCACGCCCGCAGCGACGUGCUGGUGCACAACGUCGCGACGAACGCGUUCAUGACGGCGGCGGAGUUCCUCGCGCUGGUCAUGCUGACCACGCACUACCGCGCCGACCCGUCGACAGACAAUGCGGAGUCCUACCGAGCCCGGGCGCAGCAGAGCUGGCUCGAUUUCCUCGCGGCCCGCGACCGUCAGUACUGCUGGAUGGACGUGACGGUGGACGAUGUGGCGGUGGGGCGGGUUUGGUUUGAGCUCUUCUCCGCGGUGGCGCCGUUGACGUGUAAGAACUUUUGUGAGCUGUGCCGUGGGACGUCGGUAGAGGUGACGCUGCCCUCCGCCUCCACCAGUGCUGCGGCGGAGGCUGGUUCCGCCGACCAAGCGGCCGGCACGCGCACACUGCUGACGUACAAGGGAACCACCUUCUUUCGAAUUCUGAAAGACGCGUGGGUCAUGGCGGGCGACGUGACGGCGGGGCACAGCGGCAACGGCGGGUACUCGUGCUACGGCCGCACCUUUCCUGAUGAGUCGUUCGCCGUCGCCCACGACGCGGCGGGGGUGCUUGGGAUGUGCAACGACGGGCCCCACACGAACUCCUCCAGCUUUUACAUAACGCGGCGGCCGCUGAGUUGGAUGGACCGCAAGUACGUUGCUUUUGGCCGCGUGAUGGACGGCAUGUCGGUGGUGGACGCGAUCCACGCCGUGGGGGUCAAGCACAACCAAUCCCCGCUGGCGACGAUCGUCAUUGCGGACUGCGGUGUGUUGGACCCGUCGGAGUAG